Pseudoliparis swirei is the source of this 2070-nucleotide messenger RNA. RefSeq names its product chromosome 5 C1orf52 homolog (gene c5h1orf52). The transcript is spliced from 3 exons. Lineage: Eukaryota; Metazoa; Chordata; Actinopteri; Perciformes; Liparidae. The coding region runs from base 226 to 891 and encodes 221 amino acids. The record is from RefSeq and is a predicted model, not a curated record.
CGGGUUUUACUCGGCUUGCUCCUUGAAUGAAACCGCUUUACGACAGUCGCCACGACACUACUCACUUACUUUACGAGUCUCUUGGAGGCUGAUUCAAAAUGGAGUAGGGUUUACAGGCACUAAUCCCAGCCUAACCGAAUAGCUUUACAGUCGUAGUAUUAAUUGUUUCUUACAGAAACCGGUUGUCGAUUUAUUAUCUAAAUAAAACUACGAGCCCCGGUAAAAAUGACAGAAGAAAAGAAGUCCAGCUCUCUCGGUUUCUUUUCGAGCUACGACGAUUUGAGCGACAGCAGCGAUGUCAGCGACUCCGACGAGGAGGGAGAAAGUCGGAAGAAGAAAGCCGGGACGGAUGCUGCGGGAAGCGGAGCCCAGUCCUCCCAACACGGCACCAAACGAGCCGCCGGCGGAGCUCCGCUGCCCAAACCCGACGAGCUGUUCGGCUCCGUGUCCAAGCCCGCCUUCCUCUACAACCCGCUGAACAAGGAGAUCGACUGGGAGAGCCUCACGGUCAAAGCUCCGGAGGAGCCCGCCAGAGAGUUCAAGCCAUGGAAGACCAACGCUGUGCCCCCUCCGGAGAGCUACACCCCGGAGCCCGAGAAGAAGAAGGGACCCCCUCCGGGCAUGGACAUGGCCAUCAAGUGGUCCAAUGUGUACGAGGACAACGGGGAAGACGCACCACAGCCGUUCACCGGCAACGCCCGCUUCCUACCCACCGAGGAGGAGCACCCGGAAUCAGACGAGGACUCGGACAAGCUGGACCUGUCUGCCAAGAAACGCCGAGUGGAGACCUUCAAGCAGAAGGAGAAGAGGAAGAGGGACAUGGGUCAGGCGACCUCCGACAAGAACUUCGUGGAGGAGGAGAAGAGGAUCCUCCGGCAAAAUAUCGAUUGAGGCCGGAGACCCUCGAUCCCGUUUCUAAUUUAAAUAUUUUAUGUCGGCUGAAAAACGCUCACAGAUAUAAAAGCACAGUGGUCAAGUAGGUGGUGUGCCGCGAACAUAAAUAGGCAUUUUUUUACCUACACAUUGACAUAAUUUGCAAUAUUAUCCUAGUAUUUGUUUUGUGACUGUCGGCAGACUUUUAAAAGUUUAGAGUUAAUGACGGUCCCGCUGAUCAUGUUUCAAUCUGAAGAACUCAGGUUCUGGUAAACCUUCACGGACUAUUUUCCCCAAGUUUAAGGAAAAUUCAGGUGUUUUACAGUCUGGGUUGUAUUUUCAUCGUGUGUUUUUUUUCUUCUUCUUCAUCCGUCUUCGAUAUUACCCACCAGCCCUCUUCAUCGGGACGAGGGUUAUCACAGCUUUACAACGCGCACUGGGCAUUACCAAAACCAGUGGUGAGGCGGGUUUCGUUCCCAGUCGGGUCGUCACCUUCGCUUUACUUCCGAAUAUGUAGUCUAGACGUCGAGGUGAAGCGAGAAGUUUAAUAAACCUGCCCUGUUUUUUUUUGGUGAAUACAAUGUUAUCAUAACCUAAUAUUGACGAAGACCAAAAGGGCAACACAUGAUUUAACUUGUUAGAGAGCUGGGGACACAUUGAACACACAGGAAACAUGAUAAACGCGGUUAGUUGGCUUUGCCUCUCGUUUUGCUUUUAUUUUAAUGAGCUAAAAAUAACAGUGAAGUCCAGCUGUGGUGGUUUUGCUUGGUCUGUGUCCGUCUUGUACUGUAUAAAAAUAUAUAAUCACCACUGACAUAUGGAUUAUAUGCGUGUUGUGUUCAUACAGUGACUUUCCUAUAAAACAAAAAAGUGAUUAAAAAUGGCUGAAUCUUGAAAUGACAUAAUUUCUUCUUUUUUUUUUACAAAUACUUGUUCUUCCUGCUUAUGAACACUAGGUGUCGCCCAUGAGCUACAUUAGAAACCAGUCCCUCCGUGUGUAGGGGCGUGUGCUUCCCUUUGUGUACCACCAGGGGUCAGUGUUGCGCUCUUUAGGGGGAGUUCUCUCAUCUCGGUUCUCUUGAGCUACUCGAUGUAGACGGACCGUCGAUUGAGUCUCAUGUACCUUUUGUUGCGCAACACUUUUCGACAUCUGUGAAAAUAAAAUAAAACGUCUUGCAUGUUUAGUAUCCAAAUGUU